Messenger RNA from Carcharodon carcharias (great white shark), 3094 nucleotides. Its product is annotated as rho GTPase-activating protein SYDE2-like. The record is from RefSeq and is a predicted model, not a curated record. Gene Ontology annotation, biological process: signal transduction. Lineage: Eukaryota; Metazoa; Chordata; Chondrichthyes; Lamniformes; Lamnidae. The transcript is spliced from 8 exons. The coding region runs from base 1 to 2724 and encodes 907 amino acids.
AUGGAUGGGACAAAAUCAGAUGUUUCGGAGAGACCGCCAAUCGCAGCCCACCCAGAGACGGCGCCGGUUCCAAAGUGUGAGAGCGGCGAGUUACGGGCUGAGAGAACCGACCUAGCCUGCGCCUCCAAGAGUCCCAGCGAUCGGCUGCUUCCCCCCUCCGCCCCGGAGAGCCUUGGCUGUGGCGGCGCCAGCUACCCCGGCCCCUCCGUGUGCCCUCUCGGCCCGGCCAAGCGCCCCAGCCGGGAGCUGGGCGUCGGCGCCGCGGGGCAGGUGCCUGGCGGAGGGGGACAAGCCAAGGGCACUGCCGAGGAGGGCGAGAUCUGGUACAACCCCAUCCCGGAGGACCUGGACCUUGUGCGGGUGCCUCGAAGGCCGGAGCCCAGCCGGGCGCAGUGGUACGUGGAGGUGCCCGGCCCAGCAGACGGCCCGAGGAAGCCCGGCUGUGUUGUGACCGUGCCGGGCGGCAACGAAGCGACAGCGCUGGAGCAGCCGGCGGCGAGACACGCUUCCAAGCCUUCGCCCCCAAACGCCCACAGGACUUCCACCUCGACGCCAGCCGCUGGGGUAUCCUGGAGCGGGUACCAGGCAGGCGCCGCUGCACAGAAAGCUGAACCGUCAGAGGGGGCGGCGGACCCCCGGACGGAGAGCGGCCGGACGCCGCCGGCCAGCCCCAGGCCCUCCAAGAAGAGCGCGGCGGCCCACCGCUCCCUGUCGGACCGUGUCAAGUCCCCCGGCACGGUCCGAAGGCUGUCCAUGAAAAUGAAGAAGCUGCCGGAGCUGAGGCGCAAGCUGAGCCUGAGAGGGACCUCGCGCUCCAGUCGCCACGACAAAGAGGGCGGAGGGGGGGCCCUGGAGAGCACCCGGCCGGGACCAAGUGGGAGGGCCUCCCCUCCCCCGCCCCUCUCCCCCUCCCCUUCCUCUCCCAGCAUGCCGCUGCCCGUCUCCAACGUCAUCUGCCGUUACCACCUAGACAGCAGCGUGUUGUCCCGCGGGAGCAGCUGCCAGCGGAAGAAGCAGCGGAGCUCGAGGGCCCUGGGCAAGGGCGGCUACCUGAGCGACGGGGACUCGCCGGAACUGGUCGCCAAGGCGGGGAAGCCCGAUGGUGGCCCCUGGUGCAGGGAAAAGGAGGGCGCCGGCGGCGGCUGCCAGCUGCCGGCCGGCGCCAAGCUGGACACGGGGGCCUUCCGGCCCUAUGGGGGCAGGGAGCAGCCGCGCUGCCUGCAGUACCUCUCGGGCCUGAUCAACGUCCGGCUCUACGGCAUCGAAGGCGUCAAGCUGCCCCGGGCCGGCCUGAGGGACAUCUUCUGCGCCAUCCAGGUGGACUCGGUCAGCAAGGCUCGCACCGCCAUGCUGACCUGCCAGGACCCCUUCCUCAGCCUGGACCACACCUUCAACAUCGAGCUGGAGCACUCCCAGCAGCUCAAGCUCCUGGUCUUCAGCUGGGACCCCGGCUCCUCUCGCAACCGCGUUUGCUGCCAUGGGACUGCUGUGCUGCCUCCACUCUUCAAAGGUGCCCGCACACACCAGCUCGCCAUGAAGCUGGAACCUCGCGGAGUCCUCUACCUGAAGGUGUCGCUGGUGGAGUUGUGGGAAGUCCCCCUGUGCUGUGCCGAGGAUCAGCAGGAGCCCAGGGUCUUCAGGAUGGAGCUCGACGAGUUGGUGGAGCGGGAGAAUUCCGGAGCCCCUGUCCCGCUGCUGAUCCAGAAGUGCGUCUCCGAGAUUGAGAACCGGGGCCUAAAGGCGGUGGGCCUCUACCGUCUCUGUGGUUCAGCCGCUGUGAAGAAAGAGCUGCGGGACUCCUUUGAGCGCGACAGCGCCUCUGUGAACCUCUCCGAGGAAAUCUACCCUGACAUCAACGUUAUCACAGGCAUCCUCAAGGACUACCUUCGGGAGCUCCCGUCUCCCCUCAUCACAAAGAUGCUCUACGAAGUGGUGCUGGAGGCCAUGGCCAAGUGGCCCUUGAAGAUGACUAUGGGCGUACCAGAUGCCAGUCAAAGUCCCGCUAACACAGUGGCUCUGCUCGACUGCCUACCUGAGGCUGAGAAGGCCACUCUAACCCUGCUCCUUGACCAUCUCAGCCUGGUGGCCUCGCUACAAGAGUCUAACAAGAUGACGUGUCAGAACCUGGCUGUGUGCUUUGGGCCAGUCCUCCUCAGUCAGAAGCAGGAGACCUCACAGCCAGGUGCCCGCACUUUCCCUCACUCCAGGGACUUCGCCAGUGCCCUGGACUUCAAGAGGCACAUUGAGGUUUUACACUACCUGCUGCAGCUGUGGCCCAGCGACCGAAUCCAAGCCAAGCGGGACAGGUCCUUGGAGCAGCCGCGGCCAGCCGGCUGCCUGCGCUCGAGGCACCAGCCGCUGAGCCUGCCACCCCCCACCGCUGCUGCCGAGGAGGUGGUGUGCCGGACUCGCGUGGGGCGCGCCCCCAGCUGCUCCCGGAACCGCCACGCCGGUGACUGGAGCAGCUGCGGCCGGAGCUACCUGGGGCCCGGCAGGGAGCUGGAGCCGGCCGAUCGCGGCCAGGUGCCCGCGCUGGGCUUGGGCCUUCUGGACGCGCGGGAGCCCGGCGACCGGCAAGACGGAGGCUCCUAUCCCGACCGGGGACAAGAUGGCGGCGCCGGCGAGCUUGACUUCGAGUCGGCCCUCGCCGGGCGGGCGAAGGACUUCGACAGCCUGAUCGCCGAUAUCGAGCGGGAGCUGGCAAAGAAGAUCAUCUUCCUCUAAGGCUCCAGCCAGGUCGCCGGCGACUCUAACCAGCGCGGCACGGUGCCCUCCCUGCCUGUGCCAAGGCCCAGGUGACUCUGGCCCGCAACAGACAUGAGGCAGCCCGGGCGCCAUGUCCGAUGGAAGCUCUUCAAACUCUUAGUCACCAAACCCGCUUGUGCAAUUCCACCUCCCCCUCCCCUCACCCACCCACACCCCCACCCCCCCUCCGUGCAAUAUGUGGAUGGUGAGGGUCUUGCCUGGCAAGCCCUGGCCUUUGGAUUUUGUGCCGAUUCGAGUGAAUUGGGUGCUUACGGGUCAGCCCAGCAUUUCCACCCGGAUUGUCCAACCUGCCUGUACCCAGAAAAUCCUGGUGGGCCGCAACCUUCAC